GCGUACUUGUUAUUCGUGACAAGUGUGAUCGACAAAAGUUCCUAGUGUACGCGGAAGUUUUGAACAACAUUUGUCAUUCGUGACAGAUGAGUCAAAUAUCAAACGCGUUUGAUAUUUUUUGUCACGAGUGACAAAAAAUCCUAGUGUGCGGAGAGCAAGCAGCAAGUGCGCUGUAAAUGACAAGAAUGCGCACGCGCGAGAUUGAGAAAACAAAAUGGCAGAUUUGUUGAACGCGUUGAACUCAUUGUUGGACGACGACAAUUUCUCAGAGGACGAAGAAGCGCUGCUACUACUUUUAUUGCUACGAAGACGUCGUAGAAGGUUAAGGGCAGCAAAUCGUAAAAUAUGGACGAAACAGUGGCUCUUAAGAAGAAAAACACAAGGUGUCUGUGAUAAUUUAUUGAGAGAGCUCGCAGUAGAAGAUCCUGAACAGUUCCGGCAGUAUCAUAGAUUGGACAGGCAAUCAUUUGAAGAUAUUUUGAAGAUUGUUUUUCCAUACAUUGUGAAACAAGACACGCAAAUGAGGACAGCGUUAAAACCUCGCGAACGACUGGCAGUAACCCUGCGAUUUCUUGCAACAGGUGAAACAUUUCGUAGUCUGUCAUUCCAGUUUAAAAUUGGCGAGCAUACAAUUUCGAAUAUUGUUGAGGAAACAUGCCAUGCUUUGUAUAUCUCGUUAAAUGAAACUUGAUUGGAGACUCCAUCUAGUGCAGAAGAAUGGAAGGCUGUUGCAGACCAAUUUGAAAAAAAAUGGAACUAUACUGGCUGCAUUGGAGCUCUAGAUGGGAAACACAUAGCCAUACAACAACCAAAUAGUAGUGGAUCAGAAUUUUUCAACUACAAGCAUUUUUUCAGUGUUUUGCUUUUAGCUCUAGUAGAUGCAAACUACAAGUUUGUCUAUGUCAAUGUUGGAGCAGCAGGCCGUGCAUGAGAUGCUGGCGUGUAUAAUGAGUCUAGCUUGCGAAAAGCUGUUGUUGAAAAUACUCUUGGUCUACCAUUACCAAUUGAAAUUCCAGGAUUUUCAUCAAAAAUACAUUACCACAUUGUGGGUGAUGAUGCUUUCCCAUUGAGCAAAACAAUGAUGAAGCCAUUCCCUCACAGGAAUUUAAAUAAAGAGAAAAGAGUCUUUAACUAUAGAUUGUCUCGUGCCAGACGGGUAGUAGAAAAUGCUUUUGGGAUUCUUGCCAGCAGAUGGCGUGUGUUCCUAACUACAAUAAGAUUGUGUCCUGACAAGGUUACCUAUCUAAUUCUAGCUGCUUGUUGCUUGCAUAACUAUAUGAUAGAAAAGAAUAAAUUAGGUUAUACAGCACCAGCAGAUGUA
Xenia sp. Carnegie-2017 is the source of this 1321-nucleotide messenger RNA. RefSeq lists its product as uncharacterized. The transcript has 3 exons. The record is from RefSeq and is a predicted model, not a curated record. The coding region runs from base 215 to 691 and encodes 158 amino acids. NCBI's taxonomy places the organism in Eukaryota, Metazoa, Cnidaria, Anthozoa, Malacalcyonacea, Xeniidae.